AUGGGGACAAUAAAGGCAGCAAUUGGGGAUGCUGUAAUAACUUUCAUGUGGGUGUUCGUGUCUUCCAUGUUCGGUUUGUUUACAAACCUGAUAGUUACUGCUCUUGGUCUUCAAACCCUGGUCUGGGCUCCUGUGGCUAUUAUUACUACUCUUAUAUUCUCCUUUGUUUUCUUGUUUACCUUGCUUGGCGAAGUCUUAGGUGGGGCCAGUUUUAAUCCAACUGGUACCGCUUCUUUCUAUGCUGCUGGGGUUGGUGGAGAUAGUCUCUUCUCCAUGGCCCUCAGAUUCCCUGCUCAGGCAGCAGGGGCUGUGGGAGGUGCAUUGGCUGUCACGGAGGUGAUGCCAGCGCAGUUUAAGCACAUGCUUGGAGGCCCUACUUUGCAGGUGGACUUGCAAACUGGAGGCCUUGCUGAGGGGGUUUUGACCUUUUUAAUGACUUUUGCGGUUCUUGUAAUUAUCCUUAAGGGCCCUCGUAGCGCACUUGUGCAGACAUGGUUGCUUGCCAUUGCCACUGUAACAUUGGUCACUGCAGGUUCUACUUACACCGGCCCUUCCAUGAAUCCUGCCAAUGUAACUACGGCAAUUAGGUGGAAACAGGGGAGAGCUGAAGCUCGCCAUGUGGGGAGGGGUGUGAAGUACUGA
Molecule: messenger RNA, 642 nt
Organism: Dovyalis caffra
Lineage: Eukaryota; Viridiplantae; Streptophyta; Magnoliopsida; Malpighiales; Salicaceae
Source: the annotation of a GenBank genome assembly